AUGACGACAACAUCGUUUGUCCGUUCCGGAAUCCAUGCGGUCCAGUUGCUGAUCUCCAUCGAUUGGCACGCGAGGGACCGUCAGACUUCAAUUUCUCGUCAUCGCGUUGCUCAACGCACAGAUUUUCUAAGCUCCGAAGGGCUCAUUUUUGGCGUUGAGCUCACUUUCACCCACCUGCUCGAAAGCUGCACACUACACUGCUACGACGUCGAUUCCAAGCGUCGACACACUUCACAGGAUUACAAGAUGGCCAGCACCAGUGCCGACUUUGAUCUCUCCGAGUUGCAAAAGUACUAUCAUCUGCCACUGCGUGAAGCUGCACGCCGCCUUGGAAGUUGCGAAGCCGUGGUCAAGCGCGUUUGUCGAAGAAAACAAAUCCAGCGGUGGCCCUAUCGUCAGGUAUCGUCAAAACUCAUCAAGAUUCAGCAUCUGUGCAAGUAUAUGGCACACGUGUCAGAUACCGAGCAAAAAUCUCGCAUUCAACAGAAAAUUAAGCAGCUCACACAAGAAUAUCUGGAGCUCGUAGGUGGCCAAGUGCCAUCCGAGCUGCAGCUUACACCCGCAGAAGUACCAACAUUACCGCCACCAAGUUACAAGGGCACCAGCCCUAUAGACCCUGCCCGAUUAUCUGCGUACUCAUUGCGCUUUAUUCUAUCCGACUGUACUGUGCUCGAGACUGACACAGGGCUUCAGUACAGCACCACUGCCUAA
Messenger RNA from Plasmopara halstedii, 711 nucleotides. Its product is annotated as RWP-RK domain. Bases 1 to 711 code for a protein of 236 amino acids. The record is from RefSeq and is a predicted model, not a curated record. Lineage: Eukaryota; Oomycota; Peronosporomycetes; Peronosporales; Peronosporaceae. The transcript is spliced from 3 exons. Gene Ontology annotation, molecular function: DNA-binding transcription factor activity.